AUGUCUACCACUUCCGCCACCGACUCUACAUCUCCUAUCCAACACCGCGACAUCCGAUCUGCUGCUCAAGGAUUCAAGCGCGACAAGGACGCCAAUACGAAGUGGGCCAACGGCAUCCGACCUGGAGCCGGCGUGUCCUUCAAGAACCUUUACAACGACGAGCUGGUCAGUGGAAGUGAGGCCCAGUCUGAGAAAGUCCGACCACAUAAACAAUGGUCUCAAAACUCGAACGGCAACUACAAGAGCCACGCGAACAAGAACCCUAGGACGACCUCACAUGCUACAUAUGUCUUUGGCGCUGCCUCUGGCCGUCUCGACCGCAAAGUCGACGCCUCCCUCGAAGUCAACGAUUACACGACUUCUACACUCUCCAAGUCCCUCAUCGAUCUCUUGCCCCAGCAUGCCAACAACACCAACACAUCCAUUCAAACUGCUCUUCGUGACGUGAGCGGCGAUGCUGGCGUCAUCUACAGCUUUGACAACAAGGCCAGUCCUAGCGGCUCUGUAGCACUUGGCAAUCUAGUUGAGAUAGCAGAGAAGAAGUGGAUGAGCGAGCAAACCGAGCGAAUCGUGAAUGGCGAGUAUGAGGUUUUGGAUGGGGAGGGAGAGACUACCGUUCUCAAGGGAAGAAAGAGGAGCCCAAAGCAGAAGGCUUCCAAGAUCCAAGCCCAGGACGCCAUUGAGGACGAUGGCUUUGAGCUCAUUUAA
Lachnellula hyalina is the source of this 708-nucleotide messenger RNA. RefSeq lists its product as uncharacterized. NCBI's taxonomy places the organism in Eukaryota, Fungi, Ascomycota, Leotiomycetes, Helotiales, Lachnaceae. The transcript is spliced from 2 exons. The record is from RefSeq and is a predicted model, not a curated record. Bases 1 to 708 code for a protein of 235 amino acids.